Messenger RNA from Microthlaspi erraticum, 1128 nucleotides. Lineage: Eukaryota; Viridiplantae; Streptophyta; Magnoliopsida; Brassicales; Brassicaceae. The record is from the annotation of a GenBank genome assembly.
AUGGUGCUGAGUUGCCUUGGGGUUCCACCCUAUAAAUGGUGGUCGGAGUCCUUCACGGCAUCUACAAUCAAGGAGCUGCAGCAGAUUGUCAGCUCAUUAGCUCAGUUUUUGGAGUUCAGGAAACAAAAACAGAUUUGGAGAUUGAUAACUUAUGACUUUUCUUGUGUGUAUUGUGAAGAGAUGGAAGAGGCAGUUGUGGAUCGUUCAGUUUUACCUAUGCUGCAUCCUUCUCGGGAAAAUGGAGCCAAAUGGUUCAACCACGACACUCAAGUAUCCACCGCUGUCAGAAAGGUCAUUCAGAGCUGUUUCAAAGGCCCAUAUUACUCUUGGAAAAAAGUUCCUCCUUUCUACAAAGGAACUUGGUUUUCUCUUUUCAAGAAAAAGUUCAACUGGAAUCCAGCUAUCAACCAUCAAGUUAAAGGAGAGUUUGAUAAGCUUGCUGCUUAUCGCCUCAAAGGAAUGAUAAGCGCUGCAAAGAAGGACGCUCAGAAAACAGGGGAAAAACCAGAUUGGAUCAUGUCUGAUGUUUGGGCCAUUAUGGAAGCUCAUUGGGCAACAGCUAAAGCGAUAGAAAAGAGUGCGAAAGCUCGAGCUUCACGAAUGUCUGAUCGCGGUGGUAUAGGUCCAUAUUCCCACGUAGCAGGAUCUCGUUCUUUUGCUAAAGUUCAAGAUGUUUUGGAAGCAAACAAUGAGGACUUCUGUUUCUUUGCCGUGAUGAAGAAAACACACCAGAAGGCAGAUGGAACGUACUCUGAUCAAAGAGCACGUUUAGUUGCAGAAGCUUACGAGAAGCAUCUAGAAGAACACUUGGGACAGCUCGAAAUUGCUGGGGAACAGUGGACCGCUGAAAAUCUGGGCCUACGUGAAAAAAAUGAAAUUUAUGUCAAGGCUGCUACUGGUGUAUCUAACCAAGGCAUCUUUGGACUUGGAGCACUACGUAGUGAGGUUUUACUAGCUGGCGAAGCUUCUUCGAGUGCACCACAACUUGAAGAACCAGAGAUGUGUCCACAAAGGAUGCAAGAGAUGGAAACAGAGCUGAAAGAAAGCCGUGAAGAGAAUCUGCAAAUUCAGAGGAGACUUGAAGCUUUGGAGAAGAAACUUGAGAGUUUGGAAAGACAAAAUGCCUAA